AUGGUACCUCCGAAUUCACAACAAGAGCAGGAGCAGGACGCAUGGGAUGCUCCGAGUGUUCCGUGGCUUCUCCCGGACGCAAGACUGUAUUCGUCUCCCAUUAUGUCAAGAACCUACGGCAAUAACUACGUCAACUACGGCAACAUGGGUCAACAGAUUGGCUACGGUCAGGAUACACCAGCUGUCAACCCAGUAUUCGUACCCCAGUACUCUGCUCAACAUUUUGACCAACCUCGUGUUAUUGCAUCACCUACUACUCACCAAGGCCCACAGAGCUACGCACACCCCGCUCACCCGUCCGAUAUGUAUGCUUCUCUUGAUGAGGCCAUGGCUGCCAUGCCGUCACCUGAUUGGAGCCCACCCAUCAACGACGACACUCUUCCAACGUCAGAUGCGCACCGCCAGCAGUGGGUCCAAAACCUUCUCGAUGCCGUCAACAACGUCAAGAAUACCCAAGGCAACAAAGGCAAAGACUUCAAGAAGCGUUGGACUGAUCCCGUGAAAGGGCCAAGUAACUACUACCUCUUUCUAGAUAAACUCAUCCUUUGCUGGAAUAUUGAGAAUCUUGUAGAGCGCUUGCACCGGGUUGGGCCAUCGGCACUGCAUUCUUUCGACGAUAAUUUCUGGGAAUCAGCAGGGCGAACACGAAGCUGGACGUUCCAACACCGGAUGAAUAGGAUCAUAGAACUGCUCACUGUUUCCAAGACAAGGUGCGACUCCUUGCUCGGCGGCAGUAGUCUGCAGAACAUCGUAGCCAACCCAGGGGAGCGCGCCGUUGCAACUAGGACACAAGCAAGGCAGAAUGCGAAGCGUGGUAAGACGCUGAAGGCUGGCCGGGUGGCGAAGAAACUGAAGGCAAGAGGGCAUAAAGGGUAG
Molecule: messenger RNA, 876 nt
Organism: Alternaria metachromatica
Lineage: Eukaryota; Fungi; Ascomycota; Dothideomycetes; Pleosporales; Pleosporaceae
Exons: 1
Coding region: 1-876 (291 amino acids)
Source: RefSeq, a predicted model, not a curated record